CAGAUGACUAUAUAUACUGAAACCUACAUGUACAAAAACAGCACAACCAACAUUCCUCAAUUUGUCCUCCAAGGAUUCACAGGGAUUCCUGCUGAAUAUUAUGGAUUGUUUGGAACCUUUUUUUUAUUAAUUUAUCUGAUGCUUGCAUCUGGCAAUGUUUUCAUCUUUGUAUUUGUGGCAUGUGAAAAAAGUCUUCAGAAGCCAACAUAUAUCAUCUUCUGCAAUCUUGCAAUAUCAGAUCUUGGGUUUGGAACUACAACUUUGCCCAAAAUUAUUGCUAGGUACUGGAUAUCAGAGAUCAUUUCAUUCAAUGGUUGUUUUACACAAAUGUACUUUGUCCAUUAUUUUGGGACUUGCACUUCAUUUCUUAUGGCAUUAAUGGCCCUUGAUCGAUUUGUUGCUAUAUGUAACCCACUGAGAUACCCAGUAAUGAUUACACAUUGGACUAUUGUAAUACUCUGUUCAGUAGUUUGGAUAGGGAGCCUUCUCCUUCUUGGUGCAAUUAUUGCACAUGCCCUCAGUGUGCCUUACUGUGGCCCAAAUAUAAUACAUCACUGCUACUGUGAAUAUAUCUCGAUAACUUACCUAGCAUGUGCAGACAUAGCAGCAUUGAAAGCCAUUAGUACUUCUAUUGCUAUGACAGUACUGUGGGGUCCUUUUUUUUAUAUUAUAUUUUCUUAUGUGGCCAUUAUUAUUUCAGUCAUGAAAAUCUCUAAUAAAGAGGGACGAUACAAAACCUUUUUAACAUGUACUCCACAGCUGUUUAUUAUCUGCCUAUACUAUCUCCCCAGAAGUUUUGUGUAUGUAGCUUUUGCAAUUGGAUUUCGUUUUGAAACAAACAUCAAUAUUGCAGUGAUAAUGAUGUACAGUCUUCUUCCUCCCCUUAUUAAUCCAUUUAUAUACUGCUUUAGAACAAAAGAAAUUAAGGAAACAUUACUAAAGAAAUUAAAGCUAAGACAGGUGACGGUAAAAUGA
Clarias gariepinus (North African catfish) is the source of this 975-nucleotide messenger RNA. Its product is annotated as olfactory receptor 10A3-like. The record is from RefSeq and is a predicted model, not a curated record. Bases 4 to 975 code for a protein of 323 amino acids. Lineage: Eukaryota; Metazoa; Chordata; Actinopteri; Siluriformes; Clariidae. Gene Ontology annotation, molecular function: G protein-coupled receptor activity; olfactory receptor activity. Gene Ontology annotation, cellular component: membrane. The transcript has a single exon. Gene Ontology annotation, biological process: G protein-coupled receptor signaling pathway.